AAAACAGAAAACGUGAUGUUUAUAUUUACUUCUCCCCUUAUAACAAAUUUUAUCUAUACAGUUGAGGCUUUCUUGGCAUGUGUAUGGGAAAAUUUAGCAUUUGCUGACAGGUUAAGUGGUUUGUAUUCUUGGCAAAGAUUUUUCUCUACCUCGUAUUUUUAUCAGACUCGUUUUACUUACAUUCAACAACUCAUUUCACUGAAAAUUCUAGAGAAGGAACCAGGAGUAAACUAUUUGAUGGAUUUUAAAAUUGUUGCCCUGAUUUUAUUGGGGUGUAUAAUAGCCUCCAGUGCUCAAGGUUACCACUAUGGAAGAAAUAGACCCCGCCACAGGCCAGCUCGGUGUGCACAACCAAAUGCCAUUCGCUGUUUAAGAAACCCUUGUAGUACUCCGAAUGGAUGUCCCAACUAUCCCGACGCUGUGUGUGUUAAUGAUGAUCCGUGCAACCCCUACUGUGUUGGGCACUAUUACACCGGAGAACAACGGCAACUGUCUCAGGAGGAAUGCCAUGGCAACGUCGACCCAAACGAAGGCGAAUGUCCCGAGGGAAGCCCGACAUUACGUUGUUUAGUUAAUCCAUGUAGUGUAAUGAGAUGCCGUGCCUUUCCACAAGCAGAAUGCAGAAAUGAUAACGCCUGUGAACCAAGCUGUGUUGGUCAUUUCUACGACGGUGAUAGACAACUCAGCCGACGUGAAUGUCGUCGCGGAUACAGACGAAGAAAUAGGAUACGUACACUGUAAAAACUGGAGUGCUACUUUACACCAAAAAUGGAGGGAGCUCCAGCUGCCCCCCAGUUUGGUGUUUACUUUACUAGAACAUGCCCGAGUGAAAAAAAAACUGACUUUCAUAUUCACCUUAGCAGUCAAAAGAGUUUUCUUUCUUGAGGACACUAAAUUCUAAUACAAGACUUCUAAUGUUCAAACUCUUGCUAUGCUUAUUUUCACACAAUCUGACAAAUUAGAAAAAAUAAUAUGUCUUCCCUGCAGAUUCUCCCGACUUUUUAUAUCAAUUUCGAUUUGAAAAUACUUGUACUAAUAAUGGUAUUGAAAUAAAAUACGUAUUUGAUAUCAAUCUUAUACUCGAACCCUGUUUCUUUUAUAAAUAUCUUUAUUUGGUGUCAGUAAUGACGCGCCCAUUAAGCAAAUAUUCUAUUACAUGUUUUAAUUUAUUGGUAUUGAUUUGAACAGAGAAAUCCACUUAUUUUUAACUUCUUACUUUGAAUUUUAACAGAUUGUAUCUUUAAAUCAAAUUAAAAAAGUUUAUAAAAAUACAUUGUUA
Molecule: messenger RNA, 1279 nt
Organism: Ruditapes philippinarum (Manila clam)
Lineage: Eukaryota; Metazoa; Mollusca; Bivalvia; Venerida; Veneridae
Exons: 6
Coding region: 16-741 (241 amino acids)
Source: RefSeq, a predicted model, not a curated record